AGAGUCUUUUUUUUAAGGGACUUUUUGAACUUUUGGAUGUUGGCCUGAGAAUCCAACAUUCUAUAGAUCUUUGAAAUGUUCAUUACCCUUGGUAUUCUUGGCCCCCAAGGAAUGCCUCUCAAAGAGUAUGUGUUUUUGAGACAUUGAAAACUUUUUAACAACUCCCAUUGCUCCUUUGGCCCCAGUGGUAAUCAGCCCAGUCCUGCUUUCUGAGCCAAGGCCAAUAGUUUCUCCCUGAAGGUAUUUCCUCUUCCCCUAGGAUCACACUCAUUGCUGUGUAUGCAAGGUAUGGGCAGUGGCUAGGAAACCAAAGCUGUGGGUAAAGGAUCUCCAAGAAGAUGUAAGGUCUGAAGGCUCUCUCUCCUUCUGGGCUGAAGGAAGAUGUAGAAACUGAGACCAAGAGAUUAAGCAACUUACUCAAGGUCAAAUCUCAAGGAAAGAGAAGCCCUGACAUUCAACUGCAGGUCUGUUGGACUCAAAGUGUCUUCCCACCACUUUAUUACACUGAAUCUCUGAAUGGUAUGUUGCAUGUGUCUCUGGAUGGCUUUAAGGUCUCAUAAAUAUAUAUGCCAGCACCAACCUGUCAACCCUCCAGAGACGAGAUUAUUUCAUCGUCACCUGGGAACAUGGUCUGGCCAUGAUGAUGACCAUCACAUGGACCUGGACAACUCGGUUUAGCCCCUGAGCACUAACGGUGACUUUAGGAAUCUAUGCAUGUGAUUCAUUUUCCUUCGGUGUAUAGAAAAGACACCAUGGAAUCAGGGAAUCACACAUGGGUGUCAGAAUUUGUCUUCCUGGGGCUCUCAAAGACAUGGGAGCUCCAGCUUUUCCUGUUUCUGGUAUUUCUGUUUGUCUAUACCACCACUGUUGUGGGAAACCUCCUCAUCAUGGCCACAGUGACCUUUGACUGCCGGCUUCACACCCCCAUGUACUUUCUGCUUCGAAAUCUGGCUGUCAUAGACCUCUGUUUCUCCUCAGUCACUGCCCCAAAGAUGCUGGUGGACUUCCUCUCUGAGAGGAAGACCAUCUCCUACCAGGGCUGCAUGGCCCAGAUCUUCUUCUUCCACUUCCUGGGAGGUGCCAUGGUCUUCUUCCUCUCAGUAAUGGCCUGGGACCGUCUUGUUGCCAUCUCCCGUCCCCUCCACUAUGUCACCAUCAUGAACACUCAGCUCUGUGUGGGGCUGGUGGUGGCUGCCUGGGUAGGGGGCUUCAUCCACUCCAUUACCCAGCUGGCUCUGAUGCUCCCACUGCCUUUCUGUGGCCCCAAUGUCCUGGAUAACUUCUACUGUGAUGUCCCACAGGUUCUGAGACUUGCCUGCACUGACACCUCCACCUUAGAGUUCCUCAUGAUCUGCAACAGUGGGUUGCUGGAUGUCAUCUGGUUCUUUCUCCUCCUGAUCUCCUACUCGGUCAUCCUGGUGAUGCUCAGGUCCCACUCAGGGCAGGCCAGGAGGAAGGCAGCUUCCACCUGCACCACCCACAUUGUUGUGAUGUCUAUGGUCUUCAUUCCAAGCAUUUACCUCUAUGCCCGGCCCUUCACCCCCUUCUCCAUGGACAAAGCUGUGUCCAUCAGCCACACAGUCAUGACCCCCAUGUUCAACCCCAUGAUCUACACCCUGAGGAACCAGGACAUGCAGGCAGCAGUGAAGAGAUUAGGGAGACACAGACUGGUUUUUAAAAGGGAGUGACAGUGGGUAGGUCACUUUGUUUUCCAUUUGUAGAGUGGGCAGAGAACCACUUUAUCUGUUUUCUUUAUUGUGGAUAUGUUGUGAGGGUCAUAGUAGAAGAGAGGGAAUUUUGAAACUAAGCAACUUACUCAGAUUUUUAAGAAAAAGAAAGUCUCUUUGUUUUUGUAUGUGAUGUAUGGUUUGAGCACUCCUAUGAUAAUAAAGUAUAUUCUCAUGGGAACAUUCUGGAAAAUUACUCCCUCCUUUCCACCUUCCUGAUGGAACUUUCCUUCUGUGAUGACAACAUGUCUCCAUAAGGGCAGUUCUGUUUUCUGUGUUUGCUUUUUCCAAUACCCCUUUGGCCCUUGUCCAGAGUGAUAGAGUGUAGAACUUGGAGACUUAGCCCUAAAUUGGGAGCCCUAGUUCCACUACCUACCAAACUUGUGACCUUGGAUGUACCACUUGGCCCCAGUUGAACUCAUGGAUGCUUCCUUACUGAACUGGCAUAAAACAAUAUGUGUCCCUAUAA
Messenger RNA from Phyllostomus discolor (pale spear-nosed bat), 2196 nucleotides. RefSeq names its product olfactory receptor 4D2. The coding region runs from base 711 to 1688 and encodes 325 amino acids. The transcript has 2 exons. Gene Ontology annotation, biological process: G protein-coupled receptor signaling pathway. Lineage: Eukaryota; Metazoa; Chordata; Mammalia; Chiroptera; Phyllostomidae. The record is from RefSeq and is a predicted model, not a curated record. Gene Ontology annotation, molecular function: G protein-coupled receptor activity; olfactory receptor activity. Gene Ontology annotation, cellular component: membrane.